AUGCAGACUGCCAGAGAGAGAGGAGCUGAUGUGCUGCUUUUCAGUGAGCAGUACAAGAAGCCGGGAUUCUCUGUCUGGUUUGAGGAUGCAUCAAGAAGAUCAGGUAUACAGGUGUGUAACCCGGACAUCACCAUUGGUGACUUCCUGGAGACAGAUAAGGGGUUUGUUUGGGUAGAGGUGGCAGGUGUACGUAUAUACAGCUGCUACUUCUCCCCAAACGAUCCCUUUAAAAAAUUCGUUGCCGAGGUUCAAGCUCUUGAAGAAAGCGUUAGAGCUUUCGGCGGUGAUGUCCUCAUUGCGGGAGACUUCAAUAGCAAGUCGCCGGAAUGGGGAGAGAGCCGCUUAGACAGGAGAGGAACCUUGGUAGCGAAUAUGGUCGCAGCGAACGAUCUAGUGGUGAUGAACCGGGGUCGGAAGUUCACGUUCAGGCGCGGGGUAGCAGGGUCGAUCAUCGAUUUGACAAUCGCGUCGCCCCGCGUGGCUCGUAGAAUAAGAGAGUGGAGUGUACUGGACGAGACGACCAUGAGCGACCACCAGUACAUUGAGUUUAUAGUCUCUGAGAAAAAUCUGGGAGGGAACAAUAGACUGCAAGGUGGCAGCAAGAAGCCCUCCUGGAAUCUCAGAAGACUAAAUAGAGAGAGAUUGGCGGAGUCUCUAGCCGAGUCUCGGUCUAUUCAGGAACUCGGUUGGACGACGAAGCCAAUCACUCUAGAAGAAAAAGUGCGUGAGGCGAGGCGAGUUAUUAUCGCGGCAUGCAGGAACUCAAUGCCUCGCCGGCAGAAAAGAAAAGCUAAAAAAGCUCUGUACUGGUGGAAUGACGAUCUAGCCCGCCUAAGAAGAGAAUGCCAUGCAGCGAGGAGGAAGUAUACCCAUUCUAAGGGAGACCUCCUGCUGCAAGAAGAGUGA
Molecule: messenger RNA, 906 nt
Organism: Leptopilina boulardi
Lineage: Eukaryota; Metazoa; Arthropoda; Insecta; Hymenoptera; Figitidae
Exons: 1
Coding region: 1-906 (301 amino acids)
Molecular function (GO): catalytic activity
Source: RefSeq, a predicted model, not a curated record